This is a messenger RNA of Hyalella azteca, 5789 nucleotides long. RefSeq lists its product as uncharacterized. The record is from RefSeq and is a predicted model, not a curated record. The transcript is spliced from 27 exons. Bases 206 to 5035 code for a protein of 1609 amino acids. Lineage: Eukaryota; Metazoa; Arthropoda; Malacostraca; Amphipoda; Hyalellidae.
UUAAAGAGAAGUGUUGUAAAAUAGAGCCUUGGUCGAAUCUUAAGUAAAGAUCGAUCGACUCCUUAUAGCCUAAAACAUUUGUGUAUGGAUUGAUCUCUGACCAGCAGAGUAUCCUAGCGUGAGAGAGCUCGGUGGUCUAGUGCUGCUCCUCAACCUUAAAUAUAAACUUAUUUCAGAGUCGAUUGAAGGCGUUCAAUCUAAAUCGAUGUUACUGGAUGACGCAGUGCAUAUCUUUGCACUCCUCGGCUUCUCGGUUGCGCCAGGGACCGCCGUGGCGCUUGCAGGUAUCGAGGUGUUGGUGCCGCCCCCAACACGCGGUCCUGACAUCAACAGCAGCGCUGCCAGCGUGGACUGCACCAACGUCUACCUUAACAAUACCAGCAGCACUUACGACAACAAUAACAACACCAACACUAACACCGUUGUUCUGACCUACAAUACAACAGGUUUUAGCAACAUAACUAGUGGAAUAAGUACAAUCAUCAACAAUGUUACCAGCAUCACUAUUACAAGUGACUCUAACGCAACAAUAAGCUACAAUAACAUAACCUAUGCCACCAUCAACACCUCUGGCACUAACACCAGCAGCAUUACAGCAGUAGAUGCCUGCAGUGGCACCCAGACUCUCAGCGCGCCUCAGGAAAAGAAUAUCGACCAAGCUGCCGAGUUUUACGUCAUAUCCAAGACCCCGAUGCGCAGGAGUGAAAUACAAACUUUUUGUGAUAACUACGUCGUUCAAAAUCUGUCCUUGCAGCGCUUCGUCCGUUUCAAACUUGUUGGACCUCCUCAAACCGGCGCUGCCACAGCCGUUCUUGAAGCACUUGCAAACUUGACUGGGCAACCUGCCGACAAUGACAGUAUUUGGGACCCCCGCCAUGUAGUGAGCCUUGUCGCCGGAGCCUUCCAACUCCGCGCUGUGGUUGACGCCUAUGCCGGUCGUGUAUCCAGCCUACAAUGGAAAAUAACUGACAUUAUAGAUGCAAAAUCACUUUUUGCUGCAGUCAGCAGCGGCGUGAAGAACUCAACUUCUUUUGCGUCAAGUUUAACAAUAUCUACAACCUCUACCUCCUCUAGCUCCUCUAACUCAACAUCAAGCACCACUGGCUUUACCAGCGCAACACCAACCACCCCAAACACCACUGGCUCUACCAGCACAACAUCAAGCACCACUGGCUCUACCAGCAUCACACAUACCACCGCAAGCUCCACUGGCUCUACCAGCACCACACCAACCACCCCAAGCACCGCUGGCUCUACCAGCACAACAUCAAGCACCACUGGCUCUACCAGCACCACACAUACCACCCCAAGCUCUACUGGCUCUACCAGCACCACACAUACCACCUCAAGCUCUACUGGCUCUAGCAGCACCACACAAACAACCUCCAACACCACACCGAUCACCAUAACAGCUUCUGUAAACAACUCAAGAACAGCAACAUCUGAAAGUUCCAAUGAGACGCUGUCGGGCUCGCUUGACUACAAAGAAAAAUGGUACAGCAGCUUCCAGUGGACGGUGGCUCCGAUUGAUAACGACACACGUUUUGCCCUCUGUAAAGGUGUUACAUAUAAUUCGAGUGACUGCCGUGGGGUACCAGCAACUGUCAUGGACGCCAUCAGAUUGUUGGCAGGGUCGAGCACUAUCAACACUGACGGCGCCAGUACUGGCAGCACUGCAAGUGUUGCUGAUGCUGCUGCAACAGCCGCAAGGUUUGCUCCAUUCAGCACCAGGAUGAUUGAAGGACAAGUCUUGGAUACACUCUGGUACAUGGAGGGUGCAGCAACAGUCCCAGGAUGCGUCAACCUUUGCAAAUUCAGGGCUUCCAAAAUUGCAGCGGUGCUGGAUCAAGGCUGUCUCUGCAGCAACGACUCAACCAUCCCGGAGCGAUGGCUCCCUUACGUGGCCGACCAGACUUCUAAUGGCAGUUACUGUCCCUGGUUCGAAAGUCCUGACUGUGACCAAGCUAUUCAAUUCUGUACUAGAAAUACAUCAACAUAUGAUACAUCAAACACGGAUUUCCUUGCUACGUCCGACCAAUCAAAUACAAACGCAUCAGCACAAACUUUAUCAACGUCAAAAAGUCAAUCGGAAACUUUGGCGAAUAUAUUCUUCACUGAUGCUGUGACUUGGCCAACGGACGACCCUGCACUGCCCAGGGCAUCGUGGGUAUCCCUGCUGGCGGGCGCCCCCAACAAGGAGUGUGGGAGUGUUGAUGUGGGGGCGGAGUGGCGCAUACUGCAGGGUCGUGGCCCUGUGGGUUUGCUGGGGGAGCAGAGGGUGUUGUGGUGUCCCAGUGACUCGCGCAAUCAGGACCCAACAUCGUUCAACCUCACUAACAUCAACACCGCCAUCACCACGUGUAUGCCAUCCGGCCUAUGGACACCGGCGCCUCCUACCUGCAAAUACGACUGCAGGCAAGACCUGACGAGCUGUGCUGCCGUGUACUCUUUGGGGCAUCGCACAUCGGGGGCCUUUUUGCUGCGCGUGGGGGCGCCGCCCCUGCCGCGCGUCGUGUCCAGUAUAACACAUCAGGUUUUGGGGCAGGUGUUCUGCUCGCUGGUGGAAGGCGAGGGGGGUUGGGCGGUGGUAGCGAGGCGCCGCCACCUCUUCCACCCCAGCGUGUACCCCGACACUGCCAACCUGGUCACCCUGACUCACUUCACUCGUGGCGUGGGUCACGUCACCGACAACUUCUGGGCAGGGCUGGACACGCUGCUGGCGCUGACGGGGGACGGGGGGCGCGAGGUACAGCGCCUGCAGGCGAAUGUGGCGAGUGCCACGGAGGAGCUGUGGGCGACGUACGCCUUCAGCAUCGCUAACGUCACUGCCAACUACAGCGUCAGCGUCACCGACUACUACGGAACUGCAGGCGAUGGCCUGAAGGACGUCAACGGUUCAGCUCUUGUCACCACCGAGGUUCAGCUCAGCGGCGGGAGCAGUAGCACGAUUAUUUCUGGCUCCACGGCAGCGUUUGGGCGUCUAGCCUUCGCCUCUCUGGCUUGGGCUUCAUGGAAUGCCAUCCUGACUUCGGUUUCCCUCAGACUGCGCCCCAUCUCAUACGAUCGAGAGAUGACGUGCCCGCCGUUCAUACGCGUGUCUGAUCCCACAUACCGACGUGACACGUACACGGGCAACGUGACGUCGAGACGUGGCGUGGGCACUCGCAUCUCUGUGGUGUGUGAGCGUCACCUGCUGGAGGAGGGGACCAACUCGUCCGCUCCCUUCAGCGAGUGCCUCGCCAACAAGAACUAUUCCAAUAUCGACAUUAAACUCCCCUGUCGAGCCGUGUGCCCUCGAGGCUUCGUGCUGGAGCCAUCGGGGUGGUGGUGCUACUCGGUGUCAGAGAGCGUGCCUCGCCCCGUCAACGGCUCCCUCGACGACCAGGGCGUGGCGUGGAGCGCCUUCAAGGCGUCGAGCUUCUGGCAGGCGAGCCUCGCCUGCGCCUCACGAAGGGCCUCACUGGCCUACAUCCCCAGCUCCGUCAGAGUGAUGCAGUGGAUGGUGGCAUCCUUCCUGACGCAGACCGGCCUCUACUUCGUCAGCUACAACGACAGGGGAGCGGAGGGAGUGGGCACGUGGGCUGACGGGCGUCGCGGGGUGUUCCCUAUUCAGUGUGCGAAGAACACCGGGCAGGGGGAGGCUGCAGGAUGCGGGGUGGAGGGCGACCAAACCAAGGAUUGUCUCGUGCUCGACAGGAGCGGCCUCGGUAUCGCCUCCUUCUGCAUUCUCACAGAACCUAUCUACUUCAUCUGCAGCUUUCCGGCUGUGUGUCCAGAAGGUCAGGUGCGGUCAGGCGGUUGGUGCAGCAGUGUCAUGGAUGUAGGGUCGGGCAGCGCGUACACCGCGUACGACAGAUGUGGACGCGUGGGCGCCAUGCCCGCCCUCUCUGUGGACGCUAUUGCACAAGCGCUGCCGUCCAUACCGCAGCUCGUGGCCCAGAUUCUUUUGGCGUCUCAGGAAUACAACAACUCGUCGAAUUCCGAACAAGACAUCCAAGUGGCAUUACUGACAGGAAUAAAUGACCUCGGUGCUGACGGCGGGUGGAAGGUGAUGCUCAACAACAGCCUCCAGACGCUGCCGCUGCCCAACGAUGACCAGCGCGACUGCCUCUACCUCUCCCUCACCACGUCGCCACAAUCAUACAACAAUAACACGGCCAUCAUACUGGAAGACUUCCGUGACGUGUGGCAGGAGGCAGGAGUUUCUCACGCCCUGAACUACACAACAAUGAACAGCACCAGCGAACUGACGAAGCUUCUUCUACGCAUCGGACGCUCUACGAGCUGCAAAUCCCGAUACCGCUUCGUCGUCUGCCAAACACCGGCCAUCCUAGAAUGCUGGGAUUCCCCGCCUACUCCUGUCGGCAGCGUGCAGACGUGGGACUACACGCGACCUGCUGUCAUACCUCUCGGCACGACCAUCACCUACACGUGCCCAGGCUCUCAGGUUGUGGUGUUGUCCCAAACGCCGUCUCUGAAGAUCGUCUGCUACGCGGCCCUCGGCGGCUGGCAAGACGCAGAGCUGGUGUCGACCUGCGCCCUGCCAAACUCAUGCACAGGUCUGCCUCCCGUCCCACCCCGCGCCGACAUGCUCAUGAUGUGGCCGAAUCUUAAGACCAAAGCUGGCGCUAUAGUCACUUACUUGUGUCCACGCGGUCUCGCAACAAUUGAUGGUCGAGCCGAGCAGGAGGUUCGAUGCGACAUGGCCGACAGCAUUGCUGAGUGGAGUCCUGUUCUGCUCGACAACUGUACACAGUGUUAUGGACCACCCCCGCAGUCUCAGCAGCCACAGCUACUCCUGCAGUGGGAGGGCAGCGUCAGCAUUGGGGCGUCGGCCUCCUACCGCUGCAACAACUCGCAGCUCCUGGGCGCCACGACGGACGAUGACGUCAUCAAUGUCACGUGCCAGGACCCAGGGGGCUGGACCCCUGACAGCGCUCCAGUUUGCAUCAGUAAGGGUUUAUUCUUAAGUCAGAUUCUGCACAUAUUAUCAGUCAGCACUAUUAUGAGGUAUUUUGAUACAUAUGAUAUUUGAUACGAACAACAUUUGCUUAUAAGAUAAUGCAAGAUUUAAAUAUUUAAAUUAAUCCUGCUGUCCUAACAAUCAAAUUCUUAAUCACACAAAUCUGAGCCUUUAGACCACAGGGAGGAACUCCAAUGCUGUGCUUCAUCAAGAUUAUCUCCACGCCUCCAACUCACAUCACGUCUCAUCAUUAGAACUCUUACUUUUCAUAAGAUUAUCUUCACGUCUCCAACUCACAUCGCGUCUCAUCAUUAGAACUCUUACUUUUCAUAAGAUUAUCUUCACGUCUCCAACUCACAUCGCGUCUCAUCAUUAGAACUCUUACUUUUCAUAAGAUUAUCUUCACGUCUCCAACUCACAUCGCGUCUCAUCAUUAGAACUCUUACUUUUCAUAAGAUUAUCUUCACGUCUCCAACUCACAUCACGUCUCAUCAUUAGAACUCUUUCUAUUCUCGCCACCUUAUGAUUUGAAUUUUUCCUGUUCUGAAUGAAUGGUAUGGAUGUUAUUAACUUAAAUUGCUAUAAAAAAACGAAAUGAGAUGAUAUAAAAUGUGAUUGUUGUUAUUGCUGUGGUCAUAUGGGAAUCGAAGAUUUUAUUGCUGUGUUAUUAUUUUUAGUGCACGAUAGCGAAUGAAAAUGCCUCUACUCUGUCUUCACAUCGAACGAUGAAUUUUUGUUACUUGGAACAAAAAUUCAACGUACCGUGUUCCUCGACCUGUAUUAUCUAACGAGUAAAUGAGUACACAAUAGUCUGAACAUAUGUACA